Molecule: messenger RNA, 3194 nt
Organism: Phasianus colchicus (ring-necked pheasant)
Lineage: Eukaryota; Metazoa; Chordata; Aves; Galliformes; Phasianidae
Product: arylsulfatase D-like
Molecular function (GO): arylsulfatase activity
Source: RefSeq, a predicted model, not a curated record
CCCGGCAGGCCAGUACAUCUCGGGCCCCACAGCCCUGCUCGGCCUUUCUCUGCAGCCAGGCCUCACAGGACGAAGGGACCUCACUCAGUAUCCGCUACUGCUUGGACAGGCAAAAAGAGCGUGGGUGGGGCCGGAGAAGCGUGCAGCGGAUCACUGCCUACAGAGAGAUGAUUGCAGUCCUUCUUUGCACAACCAUUGCUGCCAUUCUAUUCAGGAGGCACUUCCUAAUGGCGCUGAUUUCAUGUUUACUCUGGAGUACAUUUGGCUUUAGUACAGCUGUGGACUCUAAACCCAACAUACUUUUGUUCCUGGCUGAUGAUCUCGGCAUUGGAGAUGUAGGAUGUUAUGGGAACAAUACCAUAAGGACCCCAAACAUUGACCGCCUGGCAAGAGAAGGAGUGAAGCUUACUCAGCACAUUGCUGCAGCUUCGCUCUGUACUCCAAGCAGAGCAGCUUUUCUCACUGGCAGAUACCCCAUCAGAUCAGGAAUGGCUUCCAACAAUCGAUACCGAGCACUGCAAUGGAAUGCUGGAUCGGGAGGGCUCCCUGCAAAUGAAACAACUUUUGCCAGACUUCUACAGCAACAAGGCUAUAGUACUGGGCUGAUAGGAAAGUGGCAUCAAGGUGUAAACUGUGAAUCCUUCAAUGAUCAUUGUCACCAUCCCCUAAAUCAUGGGUUUGACUACUUUUAUGGCAUGCCUUUUACACUUAUAAACAACUGUCAAGAAAACAAACCUCCAGAGAUGGAUGUAGCCCUUCAAGACAAGCUUUGGCUUUACAGUCAGAUAAUUGCCCUUGCUCUGCUUACUCUUGCUGCUGGAAGACUGACUGGUUUGGUUUACAUCCGCUGGAAGAUACUUGCCUGUUUCACGUUGGUGGGCUGCCUUUUCUUCAUUUCUUGGUACUCCAGUUAUGGCUUUGUGCAGCGUUGGAACUGCAUCCUAAUGAGGAACCAUGAUAUCACUGAGCAGCCAAUGAGAUUAGAGAGGACUGCUUCCCUCAUGCUGAAGGAGGCAGUAUCAUUUAUCAAAAGAAACAGACAUGGACCAUUCCUUCUCUUUGUUUCAUUUCUUCAUGUUCACACACCUCUCUUCACCACAGCGAAAUUUCUUGGGAAAAGCCAUCAUGGUUUGUAUGGAGACAAUGUAGAAGAAAUGGACUGGAUGGUGGGCAAAAUUUUAGACUUGCUUGACAAGGAAGGUUUGAAAAAUCACACAUUCACAUACUUUGCCUCUGAUCAUGGAGGACACUUGGAAGCUCAGGAUGGUUCUGCCCAGAUGGGUGGCUGGAAUGGCAUUUAUAAAGGUGGAAAAGGCAUGGGAGGUUGGGAAGGAGGGAUCCGUGUGCCAGGAAUAUUCAGGUGGCCAGGAGUGUUACCUGCAGGCAUUGUUAUCAAUGAGCCUACGAGUCUGAUGGAUAUUUUUCCCACAGUUGUUCAUCUGGCUGGAGGAAGAUUGCCACAGGACAGGGUAAUUGAUGGACGAAACUUGAUGCCUUUACUCCAAGGAAGAACUCAAAAGUCAGAGCAUAAGUUUCUCUUUCACUAUUGUGGAUCCUACUUGCAUGCAGUUCGGUGGCACCAAAAGGACAGUGGAGCUGUCUGGAAGGCUCAUUAUGUGACCCCAGUCUUUCAUCCAGCUGGGGCUGGGGCUUGUUAUGGAAAAAGAAUUUGCCCAUGUUUUGGGGAAGGCGUGACCCAUCAUGACCCUCCACUACUGUAUGACCUCUCACGAGACCCUUCUGAGUCCCAGCCUCUGUCAGCUGAUACUGAGCCCCUCUUUGACACUGUAAUAGAGCAGAUUGGGAGGGCCAUUGAAGAGCACCGCAGGACACUGACUGCAGUCCCACAGCAGCUCUCCAGGUACAACAUCAUCUGGAAGCCGUGGCUGCAGCCUUGUUGUGGGAUGUUCCCGUUCUGUUGGUGUGACAAAGAAGGUGAAAGCACACAGAGUUUGUGAGAUGGAUGACUGCUAACACAUCCUUUGGUGCUGAGUCCUUUGCUGACCAAGCUUUCAGAAAAUAAUCAUCUCCUUCAUCUUGCAAGCCAAGUGAAUGAAAAUAAAGUAAUUUUGAGUAGAGAUUUACCCUUUUAUUCUUCACCACUAAAAAAGAUUUAAGGAAAUCCUGUCCAGUGUGGUAAAGGACUUGAGUGGAGACAGUUUUUUUACAGAUUUAGAUGUAAGAGACAGCUGUAGAGGGAUAUGCCUAAAUUCUGUCUAGUUCAUGCCUGCUCAAGCAGGACAAUUUGGAGAACUCUGAAGAAACUCUAGUAUGUCAUGCUGACUUAGAUAAAUCUCUGUAUGAUUGCAGCUGUGCUCCUGUGGUCUGUGAUUCAGGGGCAUUCUCUAUCCAGCAUAGUAGUUUGUCAUUAUUGGUUUCUGAAUUUUUCUAUCAUCUUUGCAAAAGUACAUUGAGAUGUGAAAUUAUGAUUUUGUCAGGGAUAGUUCUCGUGCAACUUUACUUGACUGACAAUAACACAUAUCACAAAAAAGUAUGAAGUUGCAAAUGUUGAAGACCAGUAUAACUCUGCAACAGUGACAAAGAAGAGGGAAGUAAUCUGCUCUUCAGUAGGAGGUCCUGAUGCAGAUUAUGUUGGCACACAGUAGUUUUAUUGUAUAAAAGUUGCCAACAAAAAUGUUUUGAAUAAAUAGCAUGCACUGUUUCAAAGUCAGUUAGCAAAAUGUGGUCCUUUUGAGGCUCAUAGGAAUUAAUGUUUAAAAGAUUUGGCAGUCAUAUGCCUAUAUUUACAAACCAUAGAUCCUAAGAAGGGAUCAUGCCAGUACUAGUUUAAAAGAAAACAGGGACCAAUCAACCAAGCAAAAACCUAGUGGUAUGACCCUGGCUAGGCUUUCUAUGGAGGCACAUGACUGUACUGAAGCUUGCAGUGAAAUUGCAGAGACUUUAAUGCUUUAAACUGUACUAUUGACUGUUCUUCACAGGAUGAAGUCAGGUUUUAUUAAAAGCAUACUGCUAAAACUCUGUACAGAAAUUGGGUUUUGAAGUGAGUUAACGGAAAGUGAUUGUUUAUAGGUUUUGCAGAUAUUUUUUUUUCUUUUUUCUCCCCUUACAGCUGCCCCUACAAACAUUUUACUUGCUCAGCCAGUCUAUUUGUUUCAGUUUUCUUAUCUCAGUGUUUUUUUUCAUAAGCAUUACUUAGAGAUGAUACAAAUUUCUGUUUGUGUCAUUUCAGUCUG